Messenger RNA from Chiloscyllium plagiosum (whitespotted bambooshark), 2528 nucleotides. The record is from RefSeq and is a predicted model, not a curated record. NCBI's taxonomy places the organism in Eukaryota, Metazoa, Chordata, Chondrichthyes, Orectolobiformes, Hemiscylliidae.
UGGUCACUUUGCUUUUCGCUUUAGGGAUCGGAGUUUCACCGCAGACUUUGACCAAAUGACCAUUCAGAGCGAGACGUUUGACCGGUUAAGGCGGCUCAGCACCUCGGACAUUGACCCCUCUGACAUCUUCCGCACGACGUGGCGAUACUACUGGAGGGACACGUUCGAGUGGAAGCAGUACCCUCAGUCACUCGCCCAGUACUUUGAGGAAGCCCUCCGACAGGGCAUUGUGGUGAGGUACUUCAUGAUCAGUCAGAGUCAGCGAUACAAGGUGGAUCUCAACGCCAGCUACCAGCAGAACAUCACCUCAGGCACAAAGAGAACCAUCCGGAAACGGCCCCUCUUCCAAUCAACCGUCACGCUCCUGCCCUACCUCAAGACAUUGUCUGGGUCAUCUGAGAGAAACCCCUGUGUGCUGGAUAGCCCCUCAGUAGCUGCUCCCAAUCCUGACUGUGAACACGGUUACCCAGAGACCUGGAUCCCCAUGGAUCCCAAUGUGGACUUUAUCAAAGUGCCCAUGUCACUGGAUGACAAAGCCUAUAGGGUGGUCUACAACCUAUUCCACAAGACCAUGCUGGAGACAAAAUUCAUCAUCUUGAGCAUAUUACGGGUACAAAACCAGUUCCUUUGGGAAAAGUACAUCAGGAAGAAGCAGUACAUGGCUCGCAAGUUGUCGGAACGGGAGAGGGUGCUGAAUGAGAGGCACUUGUUCCACGGGACCUCCGAGCUCUCCAUCGAUGGCAUCUGCAAGCACAACUUUGACCCGCGAGUGUCCGGGCGACACGCCACUCUCUACGGCCAGGGCAGCUACUUUGCCCGGAAGUCCAGCUACUCCCACAGGUACGCCCAGCGUUCCGAGGAAGGAGUCCAUUACAUGUUUCUGUCCAAGGUCCUGGUGGGCAGGCAUACCGUGGGCAAGCCACCCAUGCGGAGACCUCCGGCUGUCACCCCCAGUGACCCCAGCAGUGACCUCUUCAACUCCUGCGUGGACAGCACUUAUGACCCCCAGAUUUUCGUCCUGUUUGACAAUGACCAAUGCUUUCCCUACUUUGUGGUAAAGUACAAAGAGGUGGGGAACAGCAUCACCGUUAGAUGAUGGGUGGUCACCUCCAUCACUUCCCUACGACGAUGCCAACGACAGAUGCCAAUAAUACCUCUCACACACCCUCCCCUCCCCACCAUGUGGAAAAUUAAGGAGCAGCAGAUACAUGGGAACACUGCCGCACCCCCAACCCCGCCAGUUCCCCUCAGUAUCCUGACUCGGAAAUACAUCCUUCAGUGUCGCUGGGUCAAAAUCCUGGAACUCCUUCCUUCAUGAUACUCUCUCUCUCAGACCAUACACGGACUGCAGCGGUUCAAGAAGGCAGCUGACCGCCAUCUUCUCCAGGAUGUCAAAGAUGGACGAUGAAUGCUGACACCCGCAUUCUGCGAAUAUUGAUUUUGGUUAAAAAAUAAACAGGGCGGGGUGGGGUUCUGGGAUGGGGAUAAGCGUCCGUGACAAUAGGGAUGAACGAAAUGCUGAGGCAGCCCUCCCUCUGGGUUCUGACCCCCUUUCCUUUCAGUUUCCAUCCCCCCUCCCGGCCUCCCAAUUUGAUCGUUUGCUCUCAUUCUUUGUUGCUACUCCCCUAACCCCUGACCCUGGCAACCCAGGAAUCCUGUUUGGCUCUUUCCUCUUCUUAAAAUCUUGCUACAACCACUGUGUGGUGUUUUGUUUGUUAGGGCCUUUUCUGCCUCUAGCUAUCCCGGUCUUUCAGUCUCUUUGGGAACGGGCAGGAAGUACUACAGCCUCUUGGGGCCUUGCCCCAAUAUCCAGCGGGGCGUGGGGGCAUCUGCUGUUCGGAUCACUUGGUCGGUCACAGCGGAUCUAAUGUUCCAUCUUAGCAACACGGGGAUUAACAGCAAAGAUCUAGUUUGACUUUGUGGCCAUUCAGCACUGUGAUCGUCAACCGUCACAGGAGUUCCAAUAAACCGAUGGCAGCGAUCAGAUGGAUGCAGGAAGGAUGGUUCCCCCCCGAGCUGGGAAGUGGGGCUGGGGGAGAGUUUUGAAUAAGGGGACCCAGCCUCCCACUAAGCGACUGAGCUGAGUUGGAAUAUCGUUAUUCAGAGGAUAGUAAAUCUUGGGAGUACUCUACUGCACGCGCCUGUGGAGGGACCAUCACUGAGUAUGUUCCAAAAGGAGAUUAACAGAUUUCCAGAUGUUAUGGCUAUCAAGGUAUAGUGCAGGAAACGGAGCUGAAAGACCUCAGCCAUGAUCAUGUUGAAUAGCAGAGCAAACCUGCUGGGUUCAAUGGCCUGUUCCUCUUUCCCAUGAUCCUCUCUCGAUCAGGCUUGGUGGGCCGAAGGGCCUGACCCCACACUGUGGGGAUUCUGUGGAACCCCCAGUGAUGGAGAGACCCAAGGAACGGACUGAGCUCUUCCCUCUGAAACAUGCCACUGCCACUACAGAUUACUUACUGACAGUGUGGAAACAGGCCCUUCGGCCCAACAAGUCCACACCGACCCUCCGAAGCGUAACCCACCCAGACCUA